This is a messenger RNA of Osmia bicornis bicornis, 2358 nucleotides long. RefSeq lists its product as uncharacterized. Gene Ontology annotation, biological process: proteolysis. Gene Ontology annotation, molecular function: nucleic acid binding; aspartic-type endopeptidase activity. NCBI's taxonomy places the organism in Eukaryota, Metazoa, Arthropoda, Insecta, Hymenoptera, Megachilidae. The coding region runs from base 1 to 2358 and encodes 785 amino acids. The record is from RefSeq and is a predicted model, not a curated record. The transcript has 4 exons.
AUGCCUUGCUUCUGGAUCCUUCGUGAGCCAACAGAAUUAAGGAAAACAAAGUUGUGCAUCAAUAAAAUACAAGGUGCAGUCGUCGCACAACAAUCUCAAUCUCAACGGGUCAACGAUCCAACUCAACCGCCAACACGCGAUCAACGAUCGUGCUCACUUGCAACGCAAGCUGAGCUAACGCUGUUAGCAAUAGCAAAUGCACAAGUCAUCACAUCAUCUUCAACUUACAAUGCAAGGCUACUCGUCGACUCCGGAUCGGAGCUUAGCUUCGUCUCUGAAGAUCUCGUCGAACAGCUGGGACUUCAACGCACUCAAUCAACAAUCUCCAUCACUGGCAUUGGUGGCAAAAAAUCAACACAAACUCUAGGUACUGUAUUAUUACAUUUACAAUCUCUUUACAAUACCUCAUCAGUUUUGAUACAAACUCAUAUAUUACGAACUUUAACUGCAACAUUGCCAUCUUCUGAGGCACCCAAGGAAGAAUGGCCACAGCUCAACCGUCUCAAGUUGGCAGAUCCUAAUUUCUACAAACCAAGAUCAAUCGACAUUAUCAUCGGUGCCGACAAUUACGGACGGAUUAUUAAACCAAAUUUAGUUAAAGGUUCGCCAUCAAUGCCAGUCGCCCAGCUCUCUAUAUUCGGAUGGCUCGUUAUUGGACCAGCAAGCAUACGUCAAGCUCGUGCUUAUUCAUCAUUCAAUGCAACGGUCUCUCAAGAUAGCGACGCUGCUCUGAGAGAAUUGCUGACGAAAUUCUGGAUUCAAGAGGAGCCUCCAACGGAAACAACAUCUCAACUCACACCUGAAGAACAAGAGUGUGAAAAUCACUUUCUUGCAACGCAUGGACGUGAUUCUACUGGGCGAUACGUGGUGCGUAUUCCUCUUAAAUCAAAUACUAAAGUCUUGGGCAAUUCUUACAGUACUGCUCGUUCCUGCCUGCGACGCACGCUUAACAAGCUCAGCAGGAAUCCUGAGUACCGUGAACAAUACCAACGGUUCAUGAAAGAAUACGAGGACCUCGGUCACAUGAAGAAGGCUUCUUCAAUCUCGCCCAAUGACACUUCAAUCUACUAUCUUCCUCAUCACGGAGUUUUCAAGCCUGACAGCGAAACAACAAAGCUGCGGGUUGUCUUCAAUGGCUCAAGUCCAACAACAACUGGAAUUUCUGUCAACGACAUCAUGCACACUGGUGCGAAUCUUCUGCUCAACAUCAACGACGUUUUGCUGUGGAUUCGCCAUCACAAAUGCAUCUUUGGCACGGACAUCACAAAGAUGUACCGUCAAGUACGAGUACAUGAAGACGACUGGAAUCUCCAACGGAUACUGUGGAUUGUCGAGGAAUCAAAUGAAGUUCCAUACACAUUAACAACAGUCACCUACGGUACCAAAGCUGCACCAUUUCUUGCAGUCAGAGCCCUGUUGCAACUUGCAGAGGACGAGGGUCAACGCUACCCACUGGCUGUACCAUCCAUCAAAUAUGCAAGUUUCACAUUCACUACAAAAUCUCACCACAAUCUCAAUUUCACAAAACGCCUUGUUUUAUCUGAAGUAGCACAGAUAUUUGAUCCGCUUGGCCUUUUGUCACCAAUCAUUAUUCGAGCGAAGGUAUUCCUGCAAGAAUUAUGGCUUCUCAAUCUCAAAUGGGAUGAUCCACUGCCAUCCAAUGUUAAAACACGUUGGAUCGCGAUCAGAGAAGAUCUUACAAGCUUGGCCAAGCUCUCAAUGCCAAGGUGGUUCAACACCUACAACAAUUCUACAGUGGAAUUACACGGCUUCUCUGACGCUUCACAACUCGCCAUGGCAGCAGUAAUUUACAUUACUGUUUUCUCACCGUCCACAGAUCUCAAAGUGACGUCACUGGUGUGCUCCAAAACAAAGGUCGCACCUCUCAAGAAACUUACAAUUCCCCGACUCGAGCUCACAGCUGCGCUGAUACUUGCAAAAUUACUGAAGUACGUUCAAGCCAAUCUCAAACUUAACAUUGCUACAAUUCACCUGUGGACGGAUUCGCAAGUAACACUUACAUGGAUCAAAUCUCACGCAUCACGAUGGAAAGACUACGUCAGAAAUCGUGUAACACAAAUUCAAGAACUAACGAAAACUGCAACUUGGAUGCACGUUCCUAGUACAUCAAAUCCUGCUGAUUGCGCUUCAAGAGGAUUAACUACAAUUCAGCUUGAACAACACGAGCUAUGGUGGAGGGGACCACCAUGGCUUUUACAAUCUCAAGAAUCAUGGCCUGUACAACGCAACGCAUCUGACGACACUUGCCUGCAGGAGUGUCGUCCAGGAAUCUCGCACGUUUAUCUCCAAACUGAGAAAGUCAACUGCUUCAACGAGGCUCUCAAACUCACCAGCUGA